AUGUGUGCAGGGAAGCUGCAGCGCCUCUUUGCACGUCUUCUAGUGACUCCCGCGUUCACUGUGCUUGUGCGUGCGUCAAGUAGUUUCUUUGGCGGUGUACUUCUGCUGCCACACGAAGGAAUAGAGAAGAGGUUUUGUUGCUGUUUUAGCCUUAGUUCGCGCCUGCAGCCGGGUAGGAUGCCCGUGGAAACGGUGGCUGUGGAUGUGCCCACGGCAGUGUGCGAGAAAACUGCCACGCACGGCCCACGCGGUCCGUGUGCGUCGGGGGGCGAUGAUUUAUGUGCCAUUCCACGCACUGAAAGGCUGCUGCAGGCGAUAGGCGAGAACAGUGAUGGGGAGGUCGAACUUUUCCAAGGAGCACACGCUCGUGGGGCGGCUGCAGCCGAAGCAGGCAUGCCGCAUUCCUCCCAGUCGUCGGGGUCCAACGGCGGGCGAGUACUGCCGCCGAGGACUCGCCCCCUCAACGGCGCUGAGCCGCCAACGUUGAACGCUGACACAUGCGUCAUCCUGCCCUCGCCAAGUCUCAAAGGGGUGGUUGACUUCUCUGGUUGGCAGCUUACCGUACUGCCGUGCGUACACGACAUGGCCGCCAAAUCGAAGCACAACAGUGGAAGUAAAGCGGCAUCGCAGGCGCGAAUGCUGCAGCUCUCGCAUAACUGCAUUACCUCUCUGAUUGCGACACCGGCAUCAGCGACGCGCGUUCAGCCCAUCGCACUCGCGAACUUCACGAAGCUUGUGAUGUUGGAUGUGAGUCGCAACGAGCUGACGAGCCUUGACGGCGUGGAGAAGAUGAAAUCUCUCCGCGUUCUGCAAGCCUCACACAACAAAAUUGUGGAUCUUGAGCCACUCUUCCGUCCUGAUUCCUCUCUCCAGCGGUCCGCGACACUGCGCGUGCUGGACGUCAGCUUCAACCAGAUCCACACCCUUCUGCCGAGCUCAUCGGACACCGCGGAUAGUUCCCUGCACUGCCUGCACACGCUUAUGCUCUCCUACAACCGUCUGACGCAGCUGGGUGACUUGGAGAGGCUCUUCCCCGACGUGCUGGAGCUCCGUAUCAUUCGGAAUCAACUCACUGAGCCGCCGCAAUCUCUUCCAAAACGAAUCUCUCGUCUUGAGCUUCAACAGAACUACCUUGAUGAGGACGCCCAAACCCGCAUGCGCGAGCUCCAGCGACGCAUGCGGUACUUGCGAGAGGUUGAGUUAGGUGAGCAGCGAACAAGACAGGAGGUCGCCUCCGAGACCGACAACACCACUGCUGGUGAAGGCAUCCAAGACAGUGGGAGCGAAGAGGAUGUGACGGAAGAUGGCGAGGUUCACCACGCCGUUGACGAUGAUGACGCAAGUGAGGCCGAGAGUCGAGACACGGUGGAUGCAACUACCCUGCCGUGUAUGGAGGAGGAGGAGGAGGAGGAGGAUGGUCAAGGCGGAGACGCAGGGCAGAUCUCGUUGCGAGAGGUGGGUGCCCAACCCCCCGGACCUCGCGUCCCUUCACACAACACAUUCGUAGAUCCCGCGGUACCGGUUCGGCUGCAGGAUCUCCGAUGGCUAGAAAAUGCCCAGCGGGAGGUGACUGCCAUGCUUGCAAGUGUCUUUGCGACCGCUGCGCUGCAAGCUUCUUAUUGCGUCUCACACGUACGGGUUCAGCCGCGGGUUAACAAGACGGAGCUCACUAGGGUGCUUUCCCUCAUCCAUGAAUUUUAUUGCGGCACGGAGCCAACGGUGCCGUGCAUGCCCCUCUGCUUAGGCGAUACCAAACGAGACGGAGUGGUGCAAGCCGGUGCAACUCUCGCGGCGUUGUUGACGUUGACGGGGAAACCACCCUGCCUAUCACUCACGCAGUCGACGACAGAGCCGCAAGAAACGGUGGAGGAGGUGGGGGUGGUCGAACACGACGUGGAUGGGAAGGAGAAUGCUCUUCCACAGCAGCGGCAGCGAGGGAAUUUGCAUACACUGGAAGAGCGGGCACUGUGUCCCACACCCGCCUCGCUGUUUAUGCCGAAGGGAAAUCUGUUCACACGUGGGACGUGCGGCCGGGAGUGGCUCAUUGGCGAACUGAAGGCACCACUCAACUGGAGUCAAACAAGCCAAUGCCACGGUCUCUGUGGCUCGUACUUGAUGCGACGCACAAGGCAGGAACGGAUUGAUAGACGACGUAAGCCUCCUGAGGUCAGCAAUGCACCGCAAGACGGAAAGGUCAAUUGUGAACGCAUAGUGCUGUGA
Molecule: messenger RNA, 2220 nt
Organism: Trypanosoma rangeli
Lineage: Eukaryota; Euglenozoa; Kinetoplastea; Trypanosomatida; Trypanosomatidae
Product: leucine-rich repeat protein (LRRP)
Exons: 1
Coding region: 1-2220 (739 amino acids)
Molecular function (GO): protein binding
Source: RefSeq, a predicted model, not a curated record